AUGGCGAAAGUCGCAAUUGUACUCUGUUUCUUUAUUAUAGCUGCAUAUAGUAGUGCUUUUCCUGGGUUACCAGGAUUCCUCGAUCCCACGAUCAAAGUACGUCAACAUGAAGAAAAAGUUACGGUAAAAAUAAAAGGCAUAUAUCAAGACGUGAAGGAAGUCUUGAAGCAUCAUAAAGAGGAAUCUAGUUUUUAUCUGAAGCAAAUGAGAGAAGUCGGCAAAGAAAUAAAGAAGAAUGCGAAACAUAAAGUCAAUGACAUAUUGAAAGAUGUGGCACAUGAAAUGAAAAUUUUAAAACACAAAGCACAUGGAAAUCAUAACGACCACUGCACAGCUAUCGCAAAGGACAUGAAGAAAAUACGUGAGAAGAUCUUAAAUGCGGUUAAUAAAUGUGUUUCAAACCAUAUGGAUGAAGCGAUAAAUGUGGAACAGAAAAUAGUUCGAGAUUCUCAAAAGCUCCUGACUAAGACUGAAGAUGUUAUUAACGAAGCUGCACAAUGUGUCGUAUCCGACGUACUUCUCAUUGAUGCAAUUGCAUGUUUAGAUAACGCACUGUCGAAGGCAAAGAAACUUUCGAAAACGGAACUUCCAAAGGUUUCAAAAGCAGCUACCCAACACAAUAAACAUAUUUCAACAUUGAAACACACACUAUCAGAAUGCUCUGUAACAAAGCUACAAUUAUCUCUUCUUCAAAAACUUGAAAAUAUCCUCAAAAAGAUUAAAAAAUGCAACAAAGCUAAGCCUGCAACUUCGACAACACAACGCCCAAAACCAUCACAUGGUACACGCGCACCACACCCAUCAGAUAGAACAAGAGCAACUACGAAAGCAUCAACUGAUAGUACCACCCAAAAAUCGACUUCCACGAAUACAAAAAGACCAGCUAGUAGUGCAACCGAAAAAUCAACCUCAAGCAUUACAGAAGCGCCAGCUAGUAGUACUACUCAAAAAUCUACCACAGGAAGCACAGAAGGUCCAAGCACUCCGAGUACAAAGGAAUCAUCCUCCAGUAGCACAGAACAACCUACUAUUAGCACUACUCAAGAAUCCAGCACAGACACCACAAAAGAACCUGCAAGUAGCACUACAAAACAGUCCAGCUCAGCAGCCACAAAACGACCUGCAAAAGGACCUGCAAGUAGUACUACCCAGGAGUCCAUUUCAGCCAGCACAGAAGCACCUGCAAGUAGCACUACCCAGGAGUCCAGCUCAGCCAGCACAGAAGGACCUGCAAAAUCCAGCUCAGCCGCCACAGAAGGACCUGCAAGUAGCACUACCCAAGAAUCCAGCUCAGCCGCCACAGAAGGACCUGCAAGUAGCACUACCCAAGAGUCCAGCUCAGCCGCUACAGAAGGACCUGCACGUAGCACUACCCAAGAGUCCAGCUCAAGCAGCAUAGAGGGACCUGCAAGUAGCACUACCCAAGACUCCAGCUCAAGCAGCACAGAGGGACCUGCGAGUAGCACUACCCAAGAAUCCAGCUCAAGCAGCACAGAGGGACCUGCAAGUAGCACUACUGAACACUCCAGUUCAAGCAGCACAGAAGGACCUGCAAGUAGCACUACCCAAGAGUCCAGCUCAGCCGCCACAGAAGGACCUGCAAGAACUGCAAGUAGCACUACCCAAGAGUCCAGCUCAGCCGCUACAGAAGGACCUGCAAGUAGCACUACCCAAGAGUCCAGCUCAAGCAGCAUAGAGGGACCUGCAAGUAGCACUACCCAAGACUCCAGCUCAAGCAGCACAGAGGGACCUGCGAGUAGCACUACCCAAGAAUCGAGCUCAAGCAGCACAGAGGGACCUGCAAGUAGCACUACUGAACACUCCAGUUCAAGCAGCACAGAAGGACCUGCAAGUAGCACUACCCAAGAGUCCAGCUCAGCCGCCACAGAAGGACCUGCAAGAACUGCAAGUAGCACUACCCAAGAGUCCAGCUCAGCCGCUACAGAAGGACCUGCAAGUAGCACUACCCAAGAGUCCAGCUCAAGCAGCAUAGAGGGACCUGCAAGUAGCACUACCCAAGACUCCAGCUCAAGCAGCACAGAGGGACCUGCGAGUAGCACUACCCAAGAAUCCAGCUCAAGCAGCACAGAGGGACCUGCAAGUAGCACUACUGAACACUCCAGUUCAAGCAGCACAGAAGGACCUGCAAGUAGCACUACCCAAGAGUCCAGCUCAGCCGCCACAGAAGGACCUGCAAGUAGCACUACCCAAGAAUCCAGCUCAGCCGCUACAGAAGGACCUGCAAGUAGCACUACCCAAGAGUCCAGCUCAAGCAGCACAGAGGGACCUGCAAGUAGCACUACCCAAGAAUCCAGCUCAGCCGCCCCAGGAGUACCUGCAAGUAGCACUACCCAAGAGUCCAGCUCAGCCAGCACAGAAGGACCUGCAAGUAGCACUACCCAAGAGUCCAGCUCAGCCAGCACAGAAGGACCUGCAAGUAGCACUACCCAAGAGUCCAGCUCAAGCAGCACAGAGGGACCUGCGAGUAGCACUACCCAAGAAUCCAGCUCAAGCAGCUCAGAGGGACCUGCAAGUAGCACUACUGAACACUCCAGUUCAAGCAGCACAGAAGGACCUGCAAGUAGCACUACCCAAGAGUCCAGCUCAGCCGCCACAGAAGGACCUGCAAGUAGCACUACCCAAGAAUCCAGCUCAGCCGCUACAGAAGGACCUGCAAGUAGCACUACCCAAGAAUCCAGCUCAGCCGCUACAGAAGGACCUGCAAGUAGCACUACCCAAGAAUCCAGCUCAGCCAGCACAGAAGGACCAGCAAGUAGCACUACCCAAGAGUCCAGCUCAGCCAGCACAGAAGGACCUGCAAGUAGCACUACCCAAGAGUCCAGCUCAGCCAGCACAGAAGGACCAGCAAGUAGCACUACCCAAGAGUCCAGCUCAAGCAGCACAGAGGGUCCUGCAAGUACCACUACCCAAGAAUCCAGUUCAAGCAGCACAGAAGGACCUGCAAGUAGCACUACAAAAGAGUCUAGCUCAGCCGCCACAGAAGGACCUGUAAGUAGCACUACCCAAGAAUCCAGCUCAGCCGCCACAGAAGGACCAGCAACUAGCACUAACCAAGAGUCCAGCUCAGCCGCCACAGAAGGACCUGCAAGUAGCACUACCCAAGAAUCCAGCUCAGCCGCCACAGAAGGACCUGCAAGUAGCACUACCCAAGAGUCCAGCUCGAGCAGCACAGAAGGACCUGCAAGUAGCACUACCCAAGAAUCCAGCUCAGCCGCCACAGAAGGACCUGCAAGUAGCACUACCCAAGAGUCCAGCUCGAGCAGCACAGAAGGACCUGCAAGUAGCACUACCCAAGAAUCCAGCUCAGCCGCCACAGAAGGACCUGCAAGUAGCACUACCCAAGAAUCCAGCUCAAGCAGCACAGAGGGACCUGCGAGUAGCACUACCCAAGAAUCCAGCUCAAGCAGCACAGAGGGACCUGCAAGUAGCACUACUGAACACUCCAGUUCAAGCAGCACAGAAGGACCUGCAAGUAGCACUACCCAAGAGUCCAGCUCAGCCGCCACAGAAGGACCUGCAAGUAGCACUACCCAAGAAUCCAGCUCAGCCGCCCCAGGAGGACCUGCAAGUAGCACUACCCAAGAGUCCAGCUCAGCCAGCACAGAAGGACCUGCAAGUAGCACUACCCAAGAAUCCAGCUCAGCCGCCACAGAAGGACCUGCAAGUAGCACUACUCAAGAGUCUAGCUCAGCCGCUACAGAAGGACCUGCAAGUAGCACUACUCAAGAAUCCAGCUCAGCCGCCACAGAAGGACCUGCAAGUAGUACUACCCAGGAGUCCAUUUCAGCCAGCACAGAAGCACCUGCAAGUAGCACUACCCAGGAGUCCAGCUCAGCCGCCACAGAAGGACCUGCAAGUAGCACUACCCAAGAAUCCAGCUCAGCCGCCCCAGGAGGACCUGCAAGUAGCACUACUCAAGAGUCUAGCUCAGCCGCUACAGAAGGACCUGCAAGUGGCACUACCCAAGACUCCAGUUCAAGCAGCACAGAGGGUCCUGCAAGCAGCACUACCCAAGAAUCCAGCUCAGCCGCCACAGAAGGACCUGCAAGUAGCACUACUCAAGAGUCCAGCUCGAGCAGCACAGAAGGACCUGCAAGUAGCACUACCCAAGAAUCCAGCUCAGCCGCCACAGAAGGACCUGCAAGUAGCACUACUCAAGAGUCCAGUUCAAGCAGCACAGAGGGUCCUGCAAGCAGCACUACCCAAGAAUCCAGCUCAGCCGCCACAGAAGGACCUGCAAGUAGCACUACUCAAGAGUCCAGCUCGAGCAGCACAGAAGGACCUGCAAGUAGCACUACCCAAGAAUCCAGCUCAGCCGCCACAGAAGGACCUGCAAGAAGCACUACUCAAGAGUCUAGCUCAGCCGCUACAGAAGGACCUGCAAGUAGCACUACCCAAGACUCCAGUUCAAGCAGCACAGAGGGUCCUGCAAGCAGCACUACCCAAGAAUCCAGCUCAGCCGCCACAGAAGGACCUGCAAGUAGCACUACCCAAGAAUCCAGCUCAGCCGCCACAGAAGGACCUGCAAGUAGCACUACUCAAGAGUCUAGCUCAGCCGCUACAGAAGGACCUGCAAUUAGCACUACCCAAGAAUCCAGCUCAGCCGCCACAGAAGGACCUGCAAGUAGCACUACCCAAGAAUCCAGCUCAAGUAGCACAGAGGGACCUGCAAGUAGCACUACCCAAGACUCCAGUUCAAGCAGCACAGAGGGUCCUGCAAGUAGCACUACCCAAGAAUCCAGCUCAGCCGCCACAGAAGGACCUGCAAGUAGCACUACCCAAGAGUCCAACUCGAGCAGCACAGAAGGACCUGCAAGUAGCACUACCCAAGAAUCCAGCUCAGCCGCCACAGAAGGACCUGUAAGUAGCACUACAAAAGAGUCUAGCUCAGCCGCUACAGAAGGACCCGCAAGUAGCACUACACAAGAAUCCAGCUCACCCGCCACAGAAGGACCUGCAAGUAGUACUACCCAGGGGUCCAUUUCAGCCAGCACAGAAGCACCUGCAAGUAGCACUACCCAGGAUUCCAGCCCAGCCAGCACAGAAGGACCUGCAAGUAGUACUACCCAGGAGUCCAGCCCAGCCAGCACAGAAGGACCUGCAAGUAGUACUACCCAGGAGUCCAUUUCAGCCAGCACAGAAGCACCUGCAAGUAGCACUACCCAAGAGUCCAGCUCAAGCAGCAUAGAGGGACCUGCAAGUAGCACUAGCCAAGACUUCAGCUCAAGCAGCACAGAGGGACCUGCAAGUAGCACUACCCAAGACUCCAGCUCAAGCAGCACAGAGGGUCCUGCAAGUAGCACUACCCAAGAAUCUAGUUCAAGCAGCACAGAAGGACCAAGCACUACGAGUACGAAGGAAUCAUCCUCCAGUAGCACAGAACAACCUACUAUUAGCACUAUUCAAGACUCCAGCUCAAGCAGCACAGAGGGACCUGCAAGUAGCACUCCCGCAGAAUCCAGUUCUAGCACCACAGGAGGACCAGCAAGUAGCGCUAGCCAAGAAUCUACUGUAAGCAGCACGAAAGUACCAGCAAGUAGCACUAGUCAUGUAUCUAUCUCAAGCAGUACUGAAGGACCAGCAAAUAGCAGUAUAAAGUCCACAACAUCUAGCGGUUGUUCAUGCGCUAGCGCGGUUACUACCGAACCUAGUACUACUGAAUCGCCGCGCGAUAUGUGGUAUGCAUCUUUAGUGCGCUGUCUAAAAGAGAAUGAUUUUGAUGAAAUUCCAAUUGUCAAUGGACGCAAGUUAAAUCGCAUCAUACAAGAAUGUCUAUUUAGCAUUGGUACACUGAGUCAGCUAUUAGCGAAAGUCUCGAACGGGGUAUCAUAAUUUUCAUAAUUAUGAUAGUGAACAAAUAAGAAUUUGUAAUGUAAAUACAAGCCAGGGACAAUGUUGCUGCAACGAGCAUUGAAAGAAAUAUCAAACUAUUCCUAACUGAAGUCAACGGAAGAAUCGAAAUUUGUACAACAAUUUCUAGAAUAUAUUAGGUCAGUCCAUAAAUUGGUUUGUUUCUCUGUACUAGAAUCGUUAAUAAAAAAGAAAAUAUGAUACAAUUUUUCUUAUAGGAUACUUUUUCUGGUUAUUUAAAACCGUUUUCCUUAACACAUAGGAUGUAUAAUAUUAAUAGUGUAACAAAUAACUGUGGUAAAAAGGACUUAAAAUUUAUUUGUUUAUUUACCAUUUAAUUUUAUUUGCUGUAAUAUAUAAUCUAAUAAUAAUUUUUUACUGACGCAUCAUUCUUUAUCACUUUUAUCCGGUUUAAUAAACUACAGAAUGCAAUAUUGAAAAGGUGACACUAAACUUGAGCCAAAAUAUUUAUCAAAUUUUGAAUCACUAUUAUAUUACGUUAGCAAAACUUAGGGAAUCCUAAUAUUUUAAUAAUGUUUAUGCCCUGUACUUCGAUUAAUAUUUAUAACAUCGAAACCAUUAUCUAGAUUCUACUUACGUAUUCUAAUUUUUUAUAGUAUCAAUGAAUCCGUAUAGAAUCUAUAUAGAUAAUAAUAAAUCUAAAUGGUAAAAGAAUGAGCAUUUUUCUAUAAUGGAUUGUACAUGCAAUGUGCAUCUAAAUAAUAGAAUAUAUUAACCUCGAAUAUAUGUACAUAUUUUUUGCGACAUGUUAUUACGCCUAACCAUUGUCAAACGUGUUUGCAUGUUAUUGCUUCGUAGCUAUCGGUUGCCUACAUUACGGCGUCUACUUCGCCUUCGAAGUCAACUUCGUUUAAUCAUGAAACAAGAUUAGAAGUUCAGUUUGAUAAAUGAAGUAAUAGGCGUAACGGUUCUUUUCCUUUUGUAAAUCAUUUUAUAUAACAACAAAAUGUUAACAAUACUUGAAGAAUUAAAUUACAAGUUACCAAAAUUAAUAAAUUCUCUUGUACAAUAGUAAUAAAUGUGAUAAAACACGUAAAGUUUAUGAAUUAUAGGCUACUUGAUUGCCUUAUUUCAUGUAAUAUUAGAGAAAUAUCAAAUAUCUUUAUAUUUAACUAUGUAUUAGUAUUGUUUACUUCCUAUAAAUCUACCUACAUCGAUACGUUCGUUUUGUGGCUACUUCAUCCUCGUGUUCUGAAGAAUCUCAUAGGACAAACAAUCGAGAUAAGACCAAAACGAAUGAGUAACUCAUUCGUUAACAAAAGUCUGGAUCGUUUCGUCCGCUUACGUUGGUCCGAUUGUGUGGUAGACUCGUUUCCCCGAUCAUAAGCCACGAUUCUCAAGGGAAAAGUGCUUCACGCCAGGAAAGGGAAAUAAGUGGCACGCGAGACGACCAGCCACGUCCUUCACAGCUCUUUCAAAGACACCGUUGCAUUUUUUCCAGCAAGCAAUGGGAAACAGUCACCGUAGUAUCCUCCAACAGUCGCAAAGGGAGAAGGAAGAGACGAAUAACGCGAAAGGUGAUUCGAUAGAAACGUUUCGUUCGAAGUUAUUUCAACGUUAUUUGUU
Messenger RNA from Bombus terrestris (buff-tailed bumblebee), 7458 nucleotides. Its product is annotated as flocculation protein FLO11-like. NCBI's taxonomy places the organism in Eukaryota, Metazoa, Arthropoda, Insecta, Hymenoptera, Apidae. The record is from RefSeq and is a predicted model, not a curated record. The transcript is spliced from 8 exons. Bases 1 to 5853 code for a protein of 1950 amino acids.